AUGUCGCAGCGUUGGGAGCCCACUCAUGCAGCCUGGCUGUACCCUUUUAUGGGAAUUCACUAUUUCGCGACCCAUCGGUUCCUCUGGCCCUUGUUCAAGGCUCGCUUACUUCCCAUCGUCCUCCUUUCCAGCUUCGUAUACUUCCUUCUCUUUUUCUUCACCUACCUACCGCAGGUGGCCUUCCUGUCCAUCUUCCAAGGUGCCGGAGCAUGGGUCAACGGCGCAUUCUUAGUUCUCGGUGAGGGCGCCGCUAUAGUUGCUGCCUUGUUCGAGGCCUUCUUCGUGGACGAGACACUGGUGGAUAUUUUCGAUUCGGUUUUGGUAAAUGAAGGCCAAGAAGAGCUUGUGACCGCCUCUCGAGUUAUCUACCCCGAGGCUGGCGACCCUGCCAGCCGCCUCGGCACUCCGACAACCAGUGCCGUUUAUGCGCCGUUUUCGUUUCGGCAAAUCGUCGAGUUCAUCGUCCUGCUCCCGCUCAACUUCAUCCCUGUGGCUGGUACCCCGAUGUUCUUGGUUCUGACCGGUUAUCGUGCGGGUCCAUUCCAUCACUGGCGGUAUUUCCAGUUGCUGGACUUUACCAAGCAGGAGAGAAAAGCCAGUGUGAGUCGACGACGGCUGCAAUAUACCACGUUCGGCACGAUUGCCAUGAUCCUUCAACUCAUUCCGCCCUUCUCCAUGGUCUUCCUCAUGACCACUGCCUCGGGUGCCGCGCUAUGGGCAGCAGAUCUCGAGCGCAAGCGGCAACUUGCAGAUCAGCGACCCAACAGACUGGGUAAUGGUUAUCAGGACGAAUUGACGGUAUGA
Messenger RNA from Penicillium cinerascens, 804 nucleotides. RefSeq names its product EI24 domain-containing protein. The transcript is spliced from 3 exons. The coding region runs from base 1 to 804 and encodes 267 amino acids. The record is from RefSeq and is a predicted model, not a curated record. NCBI's taxonomy places the organism in Eukaryota, Fungi, Ascomycota, Eurotiomycetes, Eurotiales, Aspergillaceae. Gene Ontology annotation, cellular component: ascospore wall; prospore membrane; lipid droplet.